Verticillium alfalfae VaMs.102 is the source of this 2880-nucleotide messenger RNA. RefSeq names its product ankyrin repeat-containing protein. The transcript has 3 exons. Bases 1 to 2880 code for a protein of 959 amino acids. Lineage: Eukaryota; Fungi; Ascomycota; Sordariomycetes; Glomerellales; Plectosphaerellaceae. The record is from RefSeq and is a predicted model, not a curated record.
AUGGGGCUAAUUAAUAAACUGCGAGAGCGCCUGGCUUCGGCGUCAAAGCUAACCCAGACGCCGUCGUCAAACUCAAAGACCACGAGGCCCUGGAUUACCCCCGGGAAAACCACGACAGCCGAAACAAACGUUGAAAGACCACUCAUCUCAAAGAAUAGGGAACAUCCAGCACUCGAGGAGGAUCACAAGUAUCUCGAACCAUCAUCUCUACUAACUGAUCUGACCACACAAAAUGGGCCCGAUACUCCUCGCGACUCGCGUUCUCUUUGGAAGCAAGCAUACGACAAGCUUCGGGAGGAAGAAAGUGGCCUUGUGUUGGACUUUCAGACACUCGCAGCUCAAGAAGUUCAGCGACAAAAUCAGCCACCAAGAUUGCUGGGAGAUCCGGCGCAAGACCAAGAUCCGACACACCACGAUGUCCAAAGGCUGUGCCAAGAUGGCAAGCAACGGAUGGAAGAUGCAGAGAUUAGGUUCAAACUCAGGAACAAGGAUCAUAAAGUCGGUGAAAUAUUCGACAAGGGCAUUCGCGUUAUAGCCUGGGGUAAAGAUCUGGUGUCCACAGCGCUGGGCAAGACGGCGUCUUUCGAAGUCUCCAUUGUUUGGGCUGCCACCAUCUUGGUCCUUCCCUUGCUGGAGAACGUCCAGAAGGCUAAAGAAAUGAAUGACAGCGGCUUCAUCUACGUCACUGGGACUCUGAAGUACUUCCUGGCUCUUGAGCCAGAGUUUCGGAAAAGCCACGGUUCGUGCUCACAAGAGCUCGUUGAUGCUGCCGAAGAGAGCAUCGUAGAGCUGUACAAAGCCAUACUCUCCUUUCAGCUCCUGUCAGCCUUACGGUUCAAUCGGCGCAAGCUGAAGAAUAAGUUCAGAGAUGCUUUCGACUAUGACGGCUGGGAAACCAUGCUGCAGAGGGUGAAGGACGGCGAAACGUUCCAUAAUCAUGCAGAAUCCACGCGUGAAAUGGCUGCUACUUUACAGCGCCUUGAGUCACGAGCACUGUCCCUGGAAGAACAGGAGCACCUCCAGGUCUUGCGGCCCCAUGACAAUUCUCAAGAUCUGUCAUACGAAAGCGCAAAAGAACGCACCGAGAACAGAGUUCCAGGAACAUGCAACUGGCUUCUUGAGGAGGAGAAAUAUCAAGACUGGCUGCGGAAGGCUCAUGGGCUAUUGAUGGUUUCAGCAGACCCCGGCUGCGGCAAGUCUGUUCUGGCCAAGCACCUCAUCGACGAGCGACUUCUUGAAGACGCCUACGAGGCAACAAUUUGCUACUUCUUUUUCAAGGAGGACGAUCAGGACAGACUCCCUCUGGCACUGUGUGCUCUACUGCAUCAGCUGCUAAGUCGGAAGCCCAGUUUAAUAAAGAGGCACCUGGCGCACGAGCACGCGAAGAAUGGCAAUAGCCUACAGAACAACACAACUGUGCUCUGGAGUAUCUUGGAGGCUAGCCUCAGAGAUUCGGAUACAGGUCCAGUUAUUAUUGUUCUGGACGGACUGGACGAAUGCCGACAGGCAGACUUUCAAGUACUGGCUAGGAGCGUCAACCACCUACUCGCCGCUAAGAAACAUUCUCACGCCACCACUCGAUGGCUCUUCACCACCCGUCCAUAUCAGAACAUCACAAACACGAUUGUGGCACCUUGUAUCCGCGUGUUUGGUGAAGAGAAGUCGACCACCAUUCGGCAAGAAGUCAAGAUGGUGAUUCAGUACAAGGUCCGCGAUCCCAAACUUCAGAGAAUCAUACCCAAAACACUGCUCUCGCGACUUGAGGAGAGGCUCCUCAGUGUCGAGAACCCAACAUAUCUUUGGGCUGCAUUGACGUUCAGCUUUGUCGAGACUAGUCACUUCAAAAAGACUAUCAAGGGCUUGGAAGAUGCGAUUGAGAAUCUACCGCGCAGCAUCAAUGACGCCUACUCAAAGAUCCUGAGUCGAACUGAUGAAAGCUUACAGCCAAUCAUACGAAAAGCCUUCACCAUUAUCUUGGGAGCAGCAGCUCCUUUGACGAUAGCAGAGAUGAAUGUUGCUAUGAACCUGGACGAAGGCGUCAACAACCUUGACGAUUUGGACAUGGAGGACGAACAAGCGUUCAAGAGAAGCUUGAGGGAGAUAAGUGGGCUUUUUAUCAUCACACACAACGAUCGUGUCUAUUUUCUACACCAGACGGUGCGGGAGUUCUUCCAAUGUUCGGAUACCAAAAUGCCGACGGCCAACCUUUCCACGCAGUGGCAACACUCAUUCAGUCCCAAAUUGUCCAAUAGCUUCAUGGCACGCAUUUGUCUUCGGUAUAAUUGGCUAUAUAAUAACGAUCCACAUCUCCCUAGCUAUGAGAUUAACGGAUAUCAUGUCUCGAAACAUUUGGUAUGCCAAACUGUCUAUAAGAUGACUGGCUACAGAGUGGGGGACACAAUUCAAGACGUUGAUGACUGGAUAGAAAAGACACCCUCACAUGGCUUUCCAUCGCUAUGCAAUCACCAACACAACAAAACACUUGGAAGGAAACUUUGGCGAGGACGACUUGGAUCUCAUCUUGGUAGGGGUUGUGCGUCUCCUAGUCACUCAGCCGCAGGUCAACAUCGAAUGCUGCAAUGGGCACGGCCGCACGGCGCUCUGUUUGGCUGGAACAGCUCGCAUGCGACGGUUACUGCUCAAGAGUGGUGCAAAUCCUCACCCCCCUACGGGCAACGUGAUCGCACUGCCGAUAUGGUAUGCUGUUCGACGCGGCAAAUUUGGCUACUUGGACUAUCUACUUUCAAAGGCGAAAAGUCCGGCUGCGAAGCACGACAUGUUGAAGAUCGUGCUCGAAACGGCGCUCUCGGAUUACCCACGACAGCGCGGCAUGGCAUUGGGCUCAAUACAUUGGGGCGCCGACGUCAACGCUCUCAAUAA